AUGAAGGAUCUGCUUUUCCUGGGGUUCCUGCUGGUGAAUCUGGAUUCAGCGCUGCUGUCUCGAUCUUGGCGAGCCCACAGGGAGCAUAAGCAGGUAGCGGGUGAGCCCACAGUGGUUCUCACCGUUACUGGGGAACCCUGCCACUUCCCCUUCCAGUAUCACCGGCAGCUGUACCACAAAUGCAUCCACAGGGGCCGGCGGGGGUCCCGGCCCUGGUGUGCAAUCACCCCCAACUUCGAGCAGGAUCAGCGAUGGGCAUACUGCUUGGAGCCCUCGCACGUGAAAGAUCAUUGCAGCAAAAACAGCCCUUGCCAAAACGGAGGGACCUGUGUGAACAUGCCAGGUGGCCCACACUGCAUCUGUCCAGAAAGCUUCACCGGCAAGCACUGCGAGAGAAAGAAAUGUUUUGAGCCUCAGCUUCUCAAGUUCUUCCAGGAGAAGGAAGUAUGGCACAGAGUGGAGGCAGCAGGUGUGGUUAAGUGUCAGUGCAAGGGCCGCGGUGCCCACUGCAAGUCACUGCUCAGCCAGGCUUUUCGCCCCCUCCCCCACACCUUCCCCCCUUCUUUCCCUGCACCCCUCAGCAGGAAGCUGAGGAACCGGGAGGGGAGCUCCUUCCGGACAUCCGAAAGGCUUCCUCUUCGACACCACAGGCCAGAGCCGGAGGAGCUGAAGGUGGUACUCGGCCAGGACCGCCAUAACCAGAGCUGUGAGCAGUGCCAGACAUUGGCCGUGCAUGCCUACUACCUGCACGAGGCCUUUUCACCUACUACCUACCAGCAUGACGUGGCACUGCUGCGCCUGCAGGAGAGAGCUGAUGGCAACUGCGCGCUCCUGUCGCCCUACAUCCAACCUGUGUGCCUGCCAAGUGGUGCCUCCCACCCCACUGAAACUGGGAAUAUGCUCUGCGAGGUUGCCGGCUGGGGUCACCAGUUUGAGGGGGCACAGGAAUAUUCCACCUUCCUGCAGGAGGCUCAGGUGCCACUCCUCUCUCAGGAGCUCUGCUCCGCCCCGCACGUGCAUGGAUCUUCCUUUGUCCCUGGCAUGCUCUGCGCUGGCUUCCUGGAGGGCGGGACUGAUGCAUGCCAGGGUGAUUCCGGAGGUCCGCUGGUGUGUGAGGAGGAGGACACAGGGCACAAGCUUAUCCUGCGAGGUGUUGUCAGCUGGGGCUCAGGUUGUGGUGACCACCAUAAACCUGGUGUCUACACUGAUGUGUCCAAUUACCUAGACUGGAUCCAGCAGCACACCACCUCCUGACUUCCCAGGGACUUCUCUUUUCCCACUGUGUGACUCUGGAGUGGGAGGGUGGCUGGGGCAUGAUUGCAGAAGGCAAGGAUGGGGUUCCCUCUUCCCCUACUCCCUAGUGCUGCUAGCCUAGUGCCAGGCACCAUGUAGGUACUCAAUAAAGAGCUUUGAAAAUGCUUGGAAAGCCUGGCUCUUCU
Messenger RNA from Condylura cristata (star-nosed mole), 1439 nucleotides. RefSeq names its product coagulation factor XII (Hageman factor) (gene F12). Gene Ontology annotation, cellular component: rough endoplasmic reticulum; extracellular region. Bases 1 to 1254 code for a protein of 417 amino acids. The transcript has 10 exons. Gene Ontology annotation, biological process: zymogen activation; blood coagulation. Lineage: Eukaryota; Metazoa; Chordata; Mammalia; Eulipotyphla; Talpidae. The record is from RefSeq and is a predicted model, not a curated record. Gene Ontology annotation, molecular function: calcium ion binding; serine-type endopeptidase activity.